Messenger RNA from Notechis scutatus (mainland tiger snake), 904 nucleotides. NCBI's taxonomy places the organism in Eukaryota, Metazoa, Chordata, Lepidosauria, Squamata, Elapidae. The record is from RefSeq and is a predicted model, not a curated record.
ACCGAAAUCUCCAGCUUUACAGAUUCCCUUAUUUCCCUUAUUUCCAGGGAACUUCAAGAAGAGAGCAGCUUGACUGUGGACACCUUACAGAAAAUGGGCCAGAUUACCUUUGAGUUUGUAGGCAACUCGGAGCUGAUGGAAGUCCAUAUCUUUCGCGCUGACAGUUUCCAUGGAGACCCUACCGAAAGUGACGAAAUGCGCCCUCAGUGGUUUGACGUGGACCAGAUACCUUUCAAGGAGAUGUGGCCGGAUGAUAUCUAUUGGUUUCCUCUUCUGCUCCAGAAAAAAUAUUUCCUGGGCUAUUUUAAGUUUCAGGGGCAGGAAACUAUCUUAGAAUAUAGCCUGAAGGAGGUGGAGAAGAUGCAGACAUAAAGGACCAUUUUGGUAGGCAAGGAACCACCGCCGGCUCUAUAGCAACACAACUCUCCUGCCAAAUUCAUUGAUAAUUGACUUUCUAGGGGGGAAAAAAACCCUUCAAAACGACUUGUUCGUGUACAGAAAUGUGUUCCGUGAUCAAAGAGUACUAAAUUAUGGGAAAAUAUGGUCAAACCAGAAGAAGAAAUGCCGGGAUAGCCUCAAUACCAUGAAGAAAAACGCUUUGAUCAUACACAUUGCAAUAAAUUCAUUCAACAUGAAAUAAACUUUCAAACUUUUAAUAGAGUUUUACAUUUCUCUUCUUACAAAUAGAUCUCUUUUUUUGCAACUUUUGGAGCAGGGGGCCUGGGGAUGUCAGACUCCGUAAACAUUUAUGGAAAUAAAGACAUUCUUGCCAUUUAAUAAAGUGCUUCAUUUAAAAAAACAAUACAUUUUGCAAAGUGGACACUCUUUUACAAAAGUCAGAUUUAAGGCCAGGAUGCUGGAAGAAGCCCAUCCACCCCAAACCAAAAACAUGACUUGGAAAACA